CCCGUACCCACAAACCAAUCCACCCGUACCCACGAAUAAAAAACCCGUCUUGCAGUCAGGCACCAGCUGUGGAGUUAAAGCAAUCACCCGAUUGCACGACCUCUGGAUUUAUAUAUGGACAGUUCCAUCUCUAGUGAUCAUUGAAUAAACCACCAAGAUGUCCCUCCCGAUUAAAGAUUGUAUACCCAAUUAUUAUGAAAGCUAUCUUCAAGAAAUAGACGAUAACCAAACCAGCUACUUGGAGGUGUACGGAUACACGGUAAUUGAGAACGGAAUCCGUAUAGCAAGAGCCAUCAGACAACAAGAUCGACCGGCGGUAUUUGCAAUUCUCUAUAACGACAACAAUGAUGACCAACCCUUAAUCAAGUAUAAGAAGAAGUACUACCCCUUGGUCCACACGUUCGAACACACACAGCACCAUCUCCACGAAAGCGUCCCCCCGUACGAUCUGUCCACUGACUACACCCAGAUGAUGAACUCUCAAGUGUGCAAGCGCUUAGAAGGGGAAGCGUUCCGGCUGUUGGGGGCCAGGAUUGAUCGCAGCUACUACAAGAAAGACCCGUACAAUUACGACACUUAUCGCUACCGGUGGUGAUCACGUGUGUAUGUCUACCCCCGGAUCACACAAAGCCGUUAGGUGCUAAACGAUCGUUUACAAAAAGUGACUCUGGACGUGGUACUGCCCGAAUUCACAUGCGUGGGUUCCGCGCGGCGGUCACGUGCGAUUGACUACUUGUUACCACGAGGAAUACAACGAGUAAACACUCAACUUACAUCUCAUUGGAAAAAAGUUUUUUUUUUUGGGCGAAAACUGUGGAUCGCAUAUAGUGAAAAAUCUCUUUAAAUAUAUAUAUAUACAAUUGUUUUCUUCCUUUUUU
Hyphopichia burtonii NRRL Y-1933 is the source of this 878-nucleotide messenger RNA. RefSeq lists its product as uncharacterized. The coding region runs from base 158 to 595 and encodes 145 amino acids. The record is from RefSeq and is a predicted model, not a curated record. Lineage: Eukaryota; Fungi; Ascomycota; Pichiomycetes; Serinales; Debaryomycetaceae. The transcript has a single exon.